CUCACACUGUUAAUGUCUGUUUCCAGAAUGUCGAGCCUUGAAGAGCCACUUGGUCUUGGGGACCUGCCAAAGUUGAGUAUUAAUAGACUUGGAAGGUUCUGCCAAAGUGCUUGCAGAUCAAGAGUUGAUGACCACUGCAACGGCAAUUACACGCCCAGCAACAAUGGCAACAACCAGACAAUCUUUCACAGCAGUUCUCCGUCAUGGCAUAUGCAAGGCCAUUAUGCCGAUUCAUCCUGCAAUGGAAUGAAUAUGGAGUUCAGAGCUCUUCCGCAAAAGAUUUCAUGGGAUCUCCCGAGAUUUGUGAAGGUAGUUGAAGUUGGACCACGAGAUGGUCUGCAAAAUGAGAAGAACCUUGUACCAACAUCAGUAAAGAUUGAGCUGAUACACAAGUUGGUGGCUUCUGGUCUAUCCGUAGUUGAAGCCACAAGUUUUGUUUCCCCAAAAUGGGUGCCACAGCUAGCUGAUGCAAAGGAUGUCCUUGAAGGGAUCCGGCAGUCGCCAGAUGUGCGGUAUCCUGUGUUGACUCCUAACCUCAGAGGAUUUGAGGCUGCUAUUGCAGCUGGUGCAAAAGAAGUGGCAGUUUUCGCAUCUGCCUCUGAAUCCUUCUCAAAGUCGAACCUUAACUGCAGCAUUGAGGCGAGCCUUGCCCGGUACCGUGAUGUUACUUCUGCUGCCAAGAAACACGGAAUACGUGUCCGCGGAUAUGUUUCGUGUGUGGUGGGUUGCCCUGUCGAAGGCGCGGUGCAUCCAUCGAAGGUAGCAUAUGUUGCCAAGGAGCUUUAUGACAUGGGUUGCGCAGAGAUUUCACUUGGUGACACGAUUGGUGUUGCUACACCAGGUAAGGUAGUUCCUAUGCUUGAGGCUGUCAUGUCUGUCGUUCCAGUAGACAAGCUUGCCGUUCACUUCCACGAUACAUAUGGCCAAGCCCUUGCCAACAUCCUAGUAUCUCUUCAAAUGGGGAUCAGCGUAGUGGACUCGUCUGUGUCCGGCCUUGGAGGGUGCCCGUAUGCUAAGGGCGCCACCGGCAAUGUCGCGACGGAGGACGUUGUGUACAUGCUCCACGGCCUGGGAAUAGAGACCAACGUCGACCUUGGCAAGCUCAUGGACGCUGGCGACUACAUCUGCAAGCAUCUGGACCGGCCGUCAGGUUCCAAGACCGCAUCUGCUUUGUCGAAGCUAACCGGGCUGAGUCCCUGACCAUACCAUACACGGAAUUAAAAAAAGGGCAGACACUUAAACUGUCUAGAGUAUAUGUAUUUACGGCACAGAGCCAUUUUGUCUGUACACCGUCUCAGUUUACUCUCGGUUCAGGUCAGGUAAAACUUAUCAGAACCAUCGAUAUGUAACAACUUUGUAUCGUCAGUUCCUCAAAUGCCCUUCGUUGUAUAAUAGAAAAUUGUGACAGCAGAAAGA
This is a messenger RNA of Lolium rigidum, 1416 nucleotides long. RefSeq names its product hydroxymethylglutaryl-CoA lyase, mitochondrial-like. Lineage: Eukaryota; Viridiplantae; Streptophyta; Magnoliopsida; Poales; Poaceae. Gene Ontology annotation, molecular function: hydroxymethylglutaryl-CoA lyase activity. Gene Ontology annotation, biological process: ketone body biosynthetic process; L-leucine catabolic process. The record is from RefSeq and is a predicted model, not a curated record. The transcript is spliced from 8 exons. Bases 13 to 1200 code for a protein of 395 amino acids.